AUGCGAGCAGUGUCGGGGCCCCAGGGUGCGCCUCUUUCGCGCGAAAAGCAUCGAGCGGUGCAGCAAACGCGCGUCUGCGGGCGCUGCCGCCCCACGCGGGUCACAAACUUCGGGAGAGACGGGCCCGCGCCCGCCCAGCCCGCGGCACGGCGUCCGUCGCCGCCGCUCAGUGGCAGCGGCUCCGCCGCGCGUCGCGGGGCUGUCAGCAGCAGCCGCGCGGGCAUUUUCCACGUGGGUGUAGUGGAUCUCGGCUGGUCCGGGCGGACCGUAACCUGUCGGGCGCGCUCUGUCCCGCCCGACCGCGGCUUUCCGCAGCGCGGGACAGGGAGCACCCGCACUCCUGCCCCUGCCGCUGCGGAGGUUUGCCCAUCCGCUGGCGGCAGGGAGGCGAGGCUGAACGAGGGGAAACAGCCUCAGGCUUGCGGACAGCGGGGGAUACACCAGGGAGCGGGAAUAAAGUCCUGCGGAGGGCCGAGCGGCAGCGGAGCGCUGCAGGGCGCUCGGCGACAGCUUCCAGUACAAGGCUUCUUCUGCAGAGAAACUGCCAGCUGUACAUGCGUGCUGGUUUGGCACUGGGACAGCACAUUCUCUAGAGAGUGGAAUGAAACCACAAACUCCUUUUGCUUAUGGAGUAAACCCCUUUCCAUGAAGCAGGACCCUACUUCGGAUCAACUCAUUAUCCCGAAUAAACGAUGUGUCAUUCCCAUUAUUUAUGUUUCACUGCAGCCAAAGUAUCUGGACCUCGUUUUGAUCCAGGACGGGUCAAAGUUGCUUUACAUCACCUUGGCUGGUUCCAAAGGAAAACUUCCAAUGAAAGGAUCAUUGCAACAUUGCCUCUUGAAAUACAUCCAGGACAAAACACAUCCAGGGAUUGCAAGGUGGAGGGAGGAAGCGGGAGCGCGUUGAGCGUGAGCCGCCAGCCGAGCCGUCACCGCGCGGCUCACGGAACAUCCAUCCAUCCUACCCGGGCUCGGGGGGGCCGUGGGAGGCAGGCAGCAGCUUCACCAUCCUCACAGGAGAGAGGUUUAUGGCUAGGGUGCUUUUUUUUUUUUUUUUUUUUUUUUUUUUUUUUUUUAAUUUAUUACUAUUAUUUUCCCCCCUGAGCUUCAAUUUCCAACGACUUAUUUAGAUGUAAGCAACGACAGCUGUAAUCAUGUUUUAAAUCUUGCUUUGUAUCCUUAGUUAUAAUGUUGUUCAAUUAAUAUUCAGAAUAAUGGAAGUGAUGUGCCCCUUUGAAAAAGACUUGAAUGCAGGCCAAAGCUUUGGGAAACUGAUUCUCAAGAGGAUU
This is a messenger RNA of Serinus canaria (Common canary), 1288 nucleotides long. RefSeq lists its product as uncharacterized. The coding region runs from base 1 to 906 and encodes 301 amino acids. The record is from RefSeq and is a predicted model, not a curated record. The transcript is spliced from 7 exons. Lineage: Eukaryota; Metazoa; Chordata; Aves; Passeriformes; Fringillidae.